AUGAAAAUAUUAGCACGCGCAUAUUGCUGGUGGAACCCAUUCGACAAGGACAUAGAGGACUUGGUAUCAAAUUGUACGACAUGUCAAUCAAAUCGUCCCGAUCCAACUGCGGUGCCAGUACAUUGUUGGUUGCUACCAAAUAAAGUUUUUGAAAGAGUUCACGCAGAUUAUGCUGGCCCGUUCAUGGGAAAAUACCUUUUUGUGCUGGUGGACGCACUAAGCAAGUGGCCUGAAGUUCACAUCGUCAAUAACAUGACGGCGGAGACAACAGUAAGGCUAUGUGGAGAAAUAUUUUCAAGAUUUGGGUUACCAAGAGUGUUCGUCAGCGAUUAUGGCACACAGUUCACUUCAAGAGAGUUUAAGCAGUUUUUAAAAAACAAUGGCAUUGUCCACAAGCAGGGUGCGCCUUACCACCCAGCAACACAUGGGCAGGCAGAGCGAUUUGUACAAACGGUUAAAAACAAGUUAAAAGCCAAGGGAUGUCAGCAAAAGUCGUUGCACCAUAUACUUUCUACAAUCUUAAUGGCUUAUCGCCGAGCGAUGCAUCCAGCAACUAAAGAGUCACCAGCAAUGAUGAUGUUCGGGCGCCAAAUCCAAUCGCGCCUAGACUUGAUGCUUCCACUAACUACUACAGAGAAUACGGAAUAUGUGCGUACCAUUAAAUCAUUUGCAGUGGGAGAGAGAGUUGCUGUACGGGAUUAUUUAGCCAGCGAUAAAAGGCGAUUUGGUAAGGUAGUUGAGCCGCAGGCGAAUUGCACUAUAACGUGGUGUUAG
Messenger RNA from Rhagoletis zephyria (snowberry fruit fly), 774 nucleotides. RefSeq lists its product as uncharacterized. The record is from RefSeq and is a predicted model, not a curated record. Gene Ontology annotation, biological process: DNA integration. Gene Ontology annotation, molecular function: nucleic acid binding. Lineage: Eukaryota; Metazoa; Arthropoda; Insecta; Diptera; Tephritidae.